Messenger RNA from Aspergillus viridinutans, 858 nucleotides. RefSeq lists its product as uncharacterized. Lineage: Eukaryota; Fungi; Ascomycota; Eurotiomycetes; Eurotiales; Aspergillaceae. The coding region runs from base 1 to 858 and encodes 285 amino acids. The transcript is spliced from 2 exons. The record is from RefSeq and is a predicted model, not a curated record.
AUGUCUCUCACGGCAAUAUCUCUCAUCCUCCUCCUCACCCUCACACCAGUCACGGCGACAUGCUACUGGCCCAACGGUGACACAGACAACAACUACACCCCUUGCCCCAACAGCAAAUCCUGCUGUCUCAAGGGCGAAGCCUGCCUCUCCAACGGCCUCUGCUACGGCGCAACCCUUAACAUCGCCUAUCGCGGUGCCUGCGCCGAUAAAUCCUGGCCGGUCCAGGACUGUCCGCAUGUUUGCCUCGAUACGAUCCCAGAUCACUGGGCAAAUCUCUACUCGUGCCCCAAUUCCUCAACGAAUGUGUUCACGUGCGGAUAUGCGGGGUGGGCGACGGACGUCUGCCGUGCGAAUCUGGGGCAGUGGCAGUGGGCGAGUGGGGAGGUGGAGGUUGCGAAGAAUGGGAAUGGAAAUGCGAGCUCUUCUGCGUCUGCUUCUUCUUCCGGGGUGCAGGACAUUAUCACGACUACGUCGUCGGGUUCUGGUUCGUCCACCAAGACGGCGAGGGGGACGAUUACGGGGGAUAUUGUCACGACUACUGGGUCUGCGACUGCUACGGCAUCCACAGGGACAGGGACAAGUACUCCAAAAUCGUCGGAUACCUCUAUCUCUGCGAUGACGCUCGGCGCGGGGUUAGGUGUUGGACUAGGCGUCCCGCUGCUAGUCGCAUUGGGUCUACUGAUCUUUUUUAUCCGGAUGCGAAGGCGAGCGCCGGCAGCGCCAGCACCGCCGGUCAAUGAAAAGGUCUACCCCGGAGCUGUAUACUAUCCAGGCCCAGCGGAGAUUGCCACGCAGAGACACAAUAUGGCUACGGGGUUGGAGGGGUCGAGGCAUGAUCGACCGGAGUUAUAUGGGUAG